Molecule: messenger RNA, 1203 nt
Organism: Hydra vulgaris (swiftwater hydra)
Lineage: Eukaryota; Metazoa; Cnidaria; Hydrozoa; Anthoathecata; Hydridae
Product: carbonic anhydrase 13
Molecular function (GO): carbonate dehydratase activity; zinc ion binding
Source: RefSeq, a predicted model, not a curated record
UAACCAAUGAAAAUUUCCAAAUUUUAUUAAACCAUUUUAUUUAUGACUGUUUACUGACGCCUUUUAAGACUGUGGUUCUAAUUUCAAUAUUAAAGCACUACGACGCCAGGAUACAUGAUGUUAAUUCGACAAAUAAAUAAAAAAUUCUUUGUAAAAAAAAGAUAUUUUAACAGUAAGUUAUUAAUAUCUGCUGAAAAAGAUAAUAAAUCUUAUAUUUGGUGCUUCUUUGAUUCUCAUUUUGGUUUACAACGCAAAAACUUUUAUUACUUUCAUCAUUUAUACACCAGUUAUUGGGAUUACUCUAAAGAACAUGGUCCAGAUCAUUGGCAAGAAAUAUGGGAAUUUAAAAAUUGUCAAUCUCCAAUUGAUAUUAUAAAGCAAAAUAUAGAGUACGAUAACAGCCUGAAACCUUUAGAAUUAAUUACAAAACCCAUACAAAUUAAUGCAAGAAAUCUUGGUUUCAAUAUUUCAUUUUUAGCUGAUAAUUUUAAAAGUCUUGUUUUAUGUGGAGGGCCAUUAAAAUAUAAUUAUGCAUUUCGAGAAAUGCACUUUCACUGGGGUGAAGUGCACAAAGGUAAGUGUAAUUUAGGUUGUGAGCAUACCUUUAAUGGGAAACGGUUUGCAGCUGAGUUGCAUGUUGUCCAUUGGAACACAGAUUUGUAUGAAACUGAUAUGCAAGCUAUGAGAUCUAAAGAUGGCCUCACUGUUAUUGGUUUAUUGAUUGAUGCUAGUGAUAUGUAUGAAGAAAAUAAAGAGUUUAAUGUUAUCAAUGAAACUUUUAAAAAAGUAUUGUAUCCUAAUGAUCAUACCAUAAUUAAUAUAUCUCCAUACUUUUUGUUUCCAUUGUGUGUUCAAAAUUACUACACAUACUCUGGUUCUUUAACCAUUCCUCCUUUAAGUGAAAAUGUUACAUGGGUUUUAAUUCCCGAUCCAAUACGUAUUUCUUUUAAUCAGCUCAGAAGUUUAAGUAUUACUCAUUCGGUUGAGAAAAACAGCCAACAAAAGGCAAGGCAUUUGUCUACAGAAUCUGGAUCUACAAUUAUAACUAACAACUUCAGACCGAUACAACCUUUGAACAAUCGAAUUGUAAGAUCAUCAUUUAAAAAUUUAAUUUAGUUUUUAUGCCAAUCAUUGUGUUUAUGUUUGAGAGUAAUAAAUACUUGUAUUUUCUCAUUUAUGAAAUAUAUUAAUUUUGUGUGUGUA